Raphanus sativus (radish) is the source of this 1139-nucleotide messenger RNA. RefSeq names its product fatty acid desaturase 4, chloroplastic-like. Bases 109 to 996 code for a protein of 295 amino acids. The record is from RefSeq and is a predicted model, not a curated record. Lineage: Eukaryota; Viridiplantae; Streptophyta; Magnoliopsida; Brassicales; Brassicaceae. The transcript has a single exon.
UCUAACGUACACCACAACAUAAUUUAGCGUCAUCUCUUCGUCUCUCAUUGGUGUCUUAGCUUUGAUAAACACGUAAACGUUGAUACAUUUCACCCAUAACCUCUCUCAAUGGCUGUAUCACUUCAAAUCAAGUACCCUCUAAGACCCAUCACCAACAACGUUCCAAGAACCCACCGUCCUUCACUGCUCCAUCUACGUGUCACAUGCUCUGCUUCUACCACCACCACCAAGCCUCAACCUAAGCUUGUGGUUGAUAAACGUUUUGUGAAUCCUCCUCCUCUUCCCAACGACCCGUCUCUCCAGUCAACAUGGACUCAUCGCUUAUGGGUUGCAGCUGGUUGCACUACAUUGUUUGCCUCUUUGGCUAAAUCCAUCGUUGGAGGGGUUGGUUCUCAUCUCUGGCUCGAACCAGCUCUAGCCGGCUAUGCAGGGUACAUCCUGGCUGAUCUAGGCUCUGGUGUGUACCACUGGGCCAUUGAUAACUACGGAGAUGAGUCAACACCUAUAGUAGGAACCCAAAUCGAAGCGUUUCAAGGUCACCACAAGUGGCCUUGGACAAUCACGAGAAGACAAUUUGCAAACAAUCUACACGCCCUGGCUCGAGUCAUAACCUUCACGGUGCUUCCACUAGACCUUGCGUUUAAUGACCCGGUGGUUCAUGGCUUUGUGAGCACAUUUGCGUUUUGCAUAAUGUUUAGCCAGCAGUUCCAUGCUUGGGCUCAUGGAACCAAGAGCAAGCUUCCACCUCUCGUGGUGGCGUUUCAAGACAUGGGACUGCUUGUUUCAAGGAGACAGCACGCGGAACAUCACCGAGCACCGUAUAACAACAAUUACUGCAUUGUGAGUGGGGUCUGGAACAAAGUUUUGGAUGAGAGUAAGGUCUUCGAGGCGUUAGAGAUGGUGUUGUAUAACAAGCUUGGGGUGAGACCGAGGUCAUGGAGCGAGCCAAACUCUGAGUGGACAGAAGAAAAAGACAUAUCCAACAACCAAGCAUAAUCAAGACUCUAGAAUUUGAGGUGUUUGACGACAAAUAUUCAUACAUGUACAAGAGAACUGAAGAUAAGUAGUACUGAUAUAAGUUCUUCUAUGUAAUUUUAUAAAUACCGAUAUUCAUUAAAUAAAAACUAUGAAUUACCUAA